AUGAAUGGCUCAGAAGAUUUCAAGGAUGGCCAGAGUGGAGGUAAGGACCAAACAGACCUUGGCAGCAGGAAGGGAGUGAGGGUGACGGGGGGAUAUGUCACUCUGGUGGACUGGAGCAGCAGAGGAGGAGGUCCUGCCAUCACCCACUCAGCCACCAGUGAUCCUGUACCUCCACACACCCCCACUGUGAUCUCUAUCGGCACUCCACCUCCCAGGCCCCCAGAGAAAUUGGACGAGCCGCUGGAUGAAUCUUCUGUUGGGGAGAACUGGACCACAGAGGUGUCGACUGAGACCAGGGCAUCCUACUAUGAGAUAGGCAUCCUCAGGCAGACCAUGGAUGAGCUGAAGACCAUCCUGAGGGACAGCCCUCUGCUCAGCAUCCAAGGAACAUAUGUUGGGAAGCCAGGGAGCCCUUAUACGUACCUCCAUGGGAGCAGCAGCAGCUCCGGUGGAAGGUCUGAUGGGAGUCAAAAGGAUGGAACACCCCACAGGGUGUCCAGCACCUUCAAACCUCACUUUGAUGCUUCCAGAAGGGGGCCCAGGUCCAGAGAGGACACAUCUAUUCAGCUGCCUUCCAGCAUGGAUUCAUCCAGCACAUUCAGAUACUUCACACUGUUUUCCACAGAUAACAGGAACAAGACAGUAGAGAUAUCUGGGAAUCUCAGGUUCAUCGCAGCCAUGGAGCAGAUCAAGCAGCAGAUCAACAGAGAGAAUAUCAACUUUGUCCGCUUUGAGGCCACCGACCUCCAUGGGGUGUCCAGGUCCAAGACAGUGCCUGUCCGCUUCUUCCAUGAGAAAGCAGUACAUGGGGUUCCAAUGCCAAGAAGCUACUUGGAGCUGACGCUGAGCCCUAAGAGCAACGAAGUGGACCACGCCAACACCGCCAGCUUCAGCAGUGAUGUUCUCCUGAUCCCUGACCUUUCGACCUUCAGGGCCCUGCCAUGGGCUGAGCAGACAGCGCGUGUCAUUUGUGACCCCUGCACAGUGACAGGAAGCCCCCUUCGCACUUCCCCUCGUCUCAUCGCCAAGCAGUUGCUCGGCCAGCUCCAAAGCCUGGGAUUCUCCCUGCACUCAUCCUUCACCUACGAAUGCUGCGUCCUCGGAGCCCCAGAUAGGAUUGGACCGAAGACACUCCUGUUCCCAGCCACCACCCUGCUGAGCAACCAUGACCUGCCUUUCCUCCAGCAACUGGUGGACAGCAUGUACUGCAUGGGAGCAGACAUAGACAGCAUUGCCUCUGCAAGUGGACCUAGCCAAAUGGAGAUCAAUCUGAGGCCAGAGUUUGGGAUUGCAGCUGCAGACAGUGCCUUCACCUUCCGCACCGGUAUCAAAGAACUGGCCCGUAAACACAGCUACAUCGCUGGCUUCUUCACAGAUGACGGCCUGUACAAUGCAGGUGUGCUCUCUCACAGCUUGUGGGAUACUAACGGGCGACGUGGCCUGUUCCACAGCGGGGAGAAGGUGGGCGAGCUGUCUGAGAUUGGCAGGAAAUGGCUGGCUGGCCUCCUCACCCACUCUGCUGCUCUGAGCUGCCUGAUGUCGCCCGGCCUUGGCUGCCGGAGCCACAUGGCAAAGAUGAUCAAAGACCCUAAACAAAUGCUGUACGCCACCUGCGGCUGCAAUGACAACAGCACUUCUUUCAACAUCAAGUGUCACGGUGGGAGGGAGACACACAUUGACAACAAGCUUGGCUCAGCCAUGGCCAACCCUUACAUCGCACUGGCUGCUACGGUGGCCGCAGGACUGGACGGCAUCAGAAGAAACCUGAACAGUGAAAGCGAUCUCAGCAAAGCCCCCAGUCAGCAGAGGGAAUACGCCAUUCCCGUGAAGCUCGAGGACGUUCUGGAGGCACUGGCUGAGGAUCACGUCAUGCUUGGUGCCCUCGGAGAGCCCUUUGUUCAGUAUUUCAUCGCCAUGAAAAAGUUUGAGAUUGAGACCCAAGAACUGGAUGAUGAGAGAAACAAGUGUCUGGAGUAUUUUAUCUAG
This is a messenger RNA of Monopterus albus (swamp eel), 1986 nucleotides long. It is a transcript of the gene lgsn, whose product is annotated as lengsin, lens protein with glutamine synthetase domain. Gene Ontology annotation, cellular component: membrane; cytoplasm. Gene Ontology annotation, molecular function: glutamine synthetase activity. The coding region runs from base 1 to 1986 and encodes 661 amino acids. Gene Ontology annotation, biological process: lens morphogenesis in camera-type eye. The transcript is spliced from 4 exons. NCBI's taxonomy places the organism in Eukaryota, Metazoa, Chordata, Actinopteri, Synbranchiformes, Synbranchidae. The record is from RefSeq and is a predicted model, not a curated record.